AUGCAAUUAACUUCGGUUGUUCUCAUUGUUUUCACUAUUUUCGUUGGAAUCGAAUGUUGUACAGAUUCAGCAUCGGCUUGUGCUUCAUGGAAAAAUAACGGAUUCUGUACCAAUUCCUUCUACACAAAUACACAACGAGCUGCAUAUUGUGCGAAAUCAUGUGGAUUGUGUAGUGAUACUACAACUGCUUCAUCUGGUUGUACUGAUUCAUCUGCGAAGUGAGUUUCAUUUUGGACACGUCUCGUCAGGUGUGAUACUCGAAUAUCUUAUUGUAUUUAUAUCAUCUUCCCAGAAAAAUAAAACUCCCAACUAGUUUCGUAAAAAAUCAACUUAUUUUUCUCAAUUUCAGCUGUGCCGGAUGGAAGGCAAAUGGUUUCUGUGACAGCACUCAUUAUACUGAUGCAGUAAAAACCCAAUAUUGUGCAAGUACAUGUUCGAAAUGUGAUUCUACCGGAACUACAGCUGCUGGAGAAGAAACAACAACUGGUGGAUAA
This is a messenger RNA of Caenorhabditis angaria, 494 nucleotides long. The record is from the annotation of a GenBank genome assembly. NCBI's taxonomy places the organism in Eukaryota, Metazoa, Nematoda, Chromadorea, Rhabditida, Rhabditidae.